This is a messenger RNA of Epinephelus moara (kelp grouper), 6908 nucleotides long. It is a transcript of the gene socs7, whose product is annotated as suppressor of cytokine signaling 7. The transcript is spliced from 10 exons. Gene Ontology annotation, cellular component: phosphatidylinositol 3-kinase complex. The record is from RefSeq and is a predicted model, not a curated record. Gene Ontology annotation, molecular function: 1-phosphatidylinositol-3-kinase regulator activity. Gene Ontology annotation, biological process: phosphatidylinositol phosphate biosynthetic process; intracellular signal transduction. The coding region runs from base 256 to 2832 and encodes 858 amino acids. Lineage: Eukaryota; Metazoa; Chordata; Actinopteri; Perciformes; Serranidae.
CCCAGGGGUCCGCCUGCUGCCGGGAGCAAACUGCACUCAUUUCCCCAGUAUUUGACAGAUGGAUGCUGUGCUGUCGUAGAGGAGGAGGAUGAAAAAAUCGCCUGAUAUAUUUUUUGGCAUUUUCGCUCAUAGCCUAUUUAUGGGAGGCAGCGGCGGCUUGGCCCUUUCUUUAUUAUAGGAAAGAGAUCUCCGCGGUUAGCUAUGUGAAGAGCAGAUCGCCUAAUAAUUCUCGUUUCGCGCUCCUGAGGAAUAAUUAUGAACAACGCGCAGGAUAUGUCGCCCGAUUUCGUGUUGAUGCGCCUGGUUUCCGCGGCCGAGGAUGACCGCUUGGACGCGGAAAACGGGAAUCUGCCGCCGGGAGGAGUGGUGGCAGGGCUGGGGAAGGAGGUCCUGGCUCACAGCGGCGUCAAAGCGGGGUUGGAUAUCAGCCGAGAUCCGACGGCGGGCCUCGAGCAUCCCAGCAGCCGCCUGAACAAAGCCCAGCCGAGCGGCGAGGGCACGGCUGCACCUGACACCGGGGUGACGGAGAGCCGAGCCCCGCUGUCCGCGCCUCCUCCGCCGCAGAGCCCCAUGGAGGCCCAGGGCUUUGACUUCGCUCCCAGCCCCGGCCUACGGCCUCAGCUGCUGGUCUUCUCCAAUAUAAUGCGGAACGGAGAAGGGAUUUUAGAAUUAGACCGUCGGAAUCAGCCGAGGGAUGCUCUGGGGUUGGACCAGAGCCCGGGGUCUGGAUGCACCGGCCCGGCUGUCAAUAACAACACUAUCAGCCCCGGAGACGUUCAGCAGCAGCAGAACCUGCUGGACCGGACAUGGGGAGCGCAUCCGCCGGUCUCCGUUACCGCGGAGAUGCAGGGAGCUGCGGAGCUUUGCCGCCGGCACCGACUCAUCACUACCCCACCCGAGUGGCCCUUGUUGACGGAGAGAUCCAACCCUCUCACCGUGAUUGACUCUAAAUGGGGAUGCGCCUCCAGGGACAGAGAGGGAGCCGUGUUUGAGCUGGCCCGGCGGUUCGGGGAGCUGGGGGUCGGUGCGGUACCCAAGAUGCUGCUCAAAGCAGGGGAGCUCCCGCAGUGUUCGUGUCAGGGCGCACACAGGCCGGCAGGAGGGGGAGUGGAGCCCGGGGAUGACCCCACAGAGACCAGCGAUGCUUUGUUGGUCCUGGAGGGGCUGGGGAGCGGGGAUGUUGCCGGCCUGGGCAUGGACGAGUGCCCGGAGGGUGAGCCGGACGACGAGAACGGACGCCGCGAGUUUUUACUCAACAGGAAACGAGAAAUAGUUCAGAAAAUGUCCGGGACUUUCUCCAUCAGCAGUUUCCAAGCGGAGCUGAGGCGGCAGGUGGAGGGGAUGGCCCCGGCGGCGACCGAGGCGGCGGCAGCGGCGCACCUUGGCGCGCAGGUGUGCAGCCUCCACGGGAAUUUAGCCAGUCGACUCUCGCAGGUAAGCUCCGGGGAUUCAGAGGUUGUCGCCCAGGUUUCAGUCACGUCACCGUCAUCUACACCGGUCCAGAGCUCACCUUGGGCCACGAGCCCAAACCUGAGCCAGGCGUCGACACCCAGAAGGCGGCCGGAGCGGUGCGCCAGUGCGCCACGGACUCCCACGGGCUGGGCCGCGGGUGGGGAAAAGACGCUCAAAGUUCCAGGGAAGUCCAAAAAGGGCUCGUUAAAGAUCCGCCUGAGUAAACUGUUCCGGACUAAAAGCUGCAGCGGCUCCAAUCACCUGCUGGACAAGAGGCCCUCGGUGACCUACUCAGUAUCUUCUGCCGGGAGUCUGGUGGACAUGGCGAGCACAGCUGGUGCUGAGCAGGACGCAGACAGCCACAGCCAGCCCAGAUUGACCAGGGCCCACAGUGCCUUCUCCCCCGCCUCCCUCUCUGCCUCCCUAUCUGCUUUCACUGGUGAGACUGUUUCUCUGGUGGAUGUGGAUAUUUCGCGGCGAGGGGCGAACACGCCACACCCUCCCACGCCUCCCCCUCCUCCACGUCGAAGUCUCAGUUUGUUAGAUGACAUAGCCGGGCCUCAGCCUGGACCUUUCCUAGUGAGUGUUAUGGGCGCCUCCCUGCAGUCCCUCCCUCUGCCUCUCCCUCCUCCUCCUCCUCCCUCCCACGCCACCAUCCAGCACAGUCUCAGCCUCAAUGACGCCUUCCUUCGGGCCCUCCCUCAUUCGACCCCAUCACCUGGUGAUGCUCCACCCCCUUCCAGACAGCCCCCGCCCCCUAUGUUGUGCGCCCUGCGGCGGUCUGAAGCCAGCAACUUCACCGCCAGUCUGAGAGAGCUGGAGAAGUGUGGCUGGUACUGGGGUCCGAUGAACUGGGAGGACGCAGAGAUGAAGCUGAAGGGGAAACCGGACGGAUCCUUCCUGGUCCGAGACAGUUCAGACCCCCGAUACAUCCUGAGCCUCAGCUUCAGGUCACAGGGAGUCACACACCACACACGCAUGGAGCACUAUCGAGGGACGUUCAGCUUGUGGUGUCACCCGAAGUUUGAGGACCGCUGCCACUCGGUGGUGGAGUUCAUUGAGCGAGCCAUCAUGCACUCCAAGAACGGCAAAUUCCUCUACUUCCUCCGCUCCAGAGUCCCAGGGCUUCCUCCCACCCCGGUCCAGCUGCUGUAUCCUGUGUCUCGCUUCAGCAACGUGAAGUCGCUACAACAUCUCUGUCGCUUCUGCAUCCGACAAAUGGUCCGCAUCGACCACAUCCAGGAGCUUCCACUGCCCAGACCACUAAUAUCCUACCUGAGUAAGUUUUAUUACUACGACCCCGAGGAGGAGACGUACCUGUCAAUCAAGAGCAUCCGGAGGGCGGUGGGAGCGGAGCAAGAGGCCGAGUCGCAGACGUAGCAGCAGAGAUCUUCUCAGCUCAAGUUUCUGUAUGGAGGACUGAUAAGCACUGGUCUGCCAGUCUUCCAGCAUCAGCCAAUCUGAGUCCCCGGAUGUCUCUGUGUCUCCAGCUGGACUUGGAUGGACCUCGCCUCUACCUUGACUUGGACUAACAAAAAGAGGGACGAGUGUUUGCAGCUGGACGGCGGGAAAACUGUCAGUGAGACGUUCAGGUGCAGAGGACUCAGCCUCGUCUUCAGAGGGACUGCAGAGACGUUCUCACCUGCGAAAACAUGUCGGUUCGAAACAAACGGAGAAUUAUGAACUUUAUUUGCAAAUUUCCUGAAGCUACUGAACUGGACUUUUAAAAACACACAAUGCACUGGUCGAUUUGUACAACUGUUGUUUGCUGCCGUUUCCUUGUUUUUCCUUCCAUGCUGUCAAAAGGAGGGUUUUUUGGAUUAAAAGUUGCCCUCGGGACAGAUAUACACACAGAGGCAGGGCAGCAGAGGCCCAUCACUGAGCAGUCAGACAGUCAGGCCACAAUGUUGGAGGACCUAUAAUCUUAUACUGGGUAACCUGAAUAGCUUUUCUGCCUGGACAUAACAAAUUUACAAUAUUAGCUACAGUGCUAAUGUAAUACUAAUGUCAGUAACAAAUACCAGCCAUAAAAUUUACUCGAAAUAUGUGGAUUGGUUCUCUCAGCUGGGCGUUUAUACGUCAUAAACAUCUCCAUCUUUUGUGUUUUUUUAAGCCUGAUUAUAAGAACAAAUUGCCAUGUCAUUUCAGUUAAGACAUUUUGUCUGACAUUGGGAUUUCUGUUUGCGAGACGGGGCUAUUUUGUUUUGUUUUAAACUAAUCAGUAGUGAGAGAUGUAUCAGUCCCACUGAUGUCAUUUUAAAUGUACAUGGACGCUGUGAGUAGCAGUUACCUUAUUUGCCAUAUCUAAUGAUGGAACAGGCAGAUUACUACACCUGUAAAGUGACCAUUUGUCCAUCAGUUACUCACCGUGUGUUACCCACAUGCCUCUGUGGGUACUGGAGAAUUUAGAAAAGGCAAACAUUCUUCUUGAAGUAAACAUGGUCCGCAUCUGCCAGCAAAACUAUAUCAAAACAUCUGUUUACAACCUCUCACACAACUAAUGCAGUAUAAUCCAAGUCUCAUUAGCAGAGCUGAGGGCACACUACUUGUAGCCGAAGUGCUUCAUAUUCAUAACGUUUUAGUGAAAACGCAUGUUUUUGGGAAGUACUGAUCAUACGACUGGAUAAAUGAGACUUGGAUUAUACUGAGAUUGCGGAUACAAGCAUCUGAAAUGAGUUUCCUUGCGGGGUGUCUGGGCUCAGCCUUAGAGAUAGGGUGAGGAGCUCGGACAUCUGGAGGGAGCUCGGAGUAGAGCCGCUGCUCCUUCACGUCGAAAGGGGUCAGUUGAGGUGGUUCAGGCAUCUGAUCAGGAUCCUCCUGGGCGCCUCCUGUUAGAGGUGUUUCAGGCACGUCCAACUGGUAGGAGGCCCCGGGGCAGACCCAGAACACACUGGAGGGAUAACAUGUCUCAUCUGGCCUGGGAACACCUCGGGGUCCUACAGGAGGAGCUGGAAAUUGUUGCUGUGGAGAGGGACGUCUGGAAUACUUUGCUCAACCUGCUGCCCCCACAACCCCGCUACAGAUAAGCGGUUGAAUAUGGAAUGGAUUAUACUACACGAGUUGUGUGAGAGUUUGUAAACUGAUAUUUUGAUAUAGUGUUGUAACACGCAAUCCCCAAUUACUUUAAUUCAUGAAGAAUGUUCGCCUUUUUUGGAUUCUCCGUUCCCUGUGGAGGCAUGAGAGAAAAUCAAAGUUUUCUUCACGACUUCACUGUUGAGUAAUGGAUACACAAAUGGUCAUUUUGUGGGGAAGUAUUCCUUUAAAGGGUAACUUUGGUAUUUUUCAGUCUCGACUCUGUUUUCCCACAUUUUUGACUAAAUGACUACUGGGAACAAACAUUUUUGAAACCGGUCCAGUCUUGAGUGAGAGGACUGCAGCUGGCAGCAACGAAGCAGGCUGCAAUGUAAUCACAUGGGGCAAUUGUGCGCCCUCAGUGUAUGUUGACUAUGAAGUGUUUGUUGUUGCAAUAAACAGCUCAAACUAUUAGUUGUGUCUGACAACAUUAUAGAAAGGAUCGUUACAGAGAUAGACCUUUACGGUAAAGGGUAAGAUCCUUUUUGUUUGACCUGAAACAGCCCCAAAAUUGCCUUUGUCAAACCCACCAGACUCCAUUUAAAUAAACAGCAAUUUUAGUGUGUAUAGAGCCAUCAUAUUUUUAGAUUUAACCGGGUUAAUUGAGGGUUUAUGUCAACCAAACUGGAGCUGGCGAAUGUUUGAAGAGUGGAAAGACAAACAAAGACAGCUUUUAUGAGUUUUAUUUUGUUUUUGGGGAUUUUGAAUGAAGCAUGUUUUAUGAUAAUAAAAUUACUGUUUAUUUAAAUGGAGUUUGGUGGCAUUAGCAGUGGCGAUUUCAAGGCUGUUUUUGGUUAAACACAAAGGACCUCACUCUUAAACUAUCUGUCUAUCUCAUCAGGGGGUUUUUCAAUCAUGUUGUCAGACACUUAAUAUAACAAUAUGCGCCUGUCAGUGGCAAAAACAAGCACAUUUAGUGGAUGUAAACUGAUGAUGCACAAUUGCCCCAAGUGUUAACACUGCAACCUGUUUAGCUGCUGCCAGCUGAGGCGGUCUCACUAAAUACUGGACCAGUUUCAAAAACUGUUGUCAACAUUAGUCACUUAAACACAUAAGCAUGAGAAAAUGGGGUCCAGGUUGAAAAAUACCAAAGUUGCCCUUUAAGUCCACUUGGGACACCUGGUCAGUCUCAUCUGUCCUUGCUGCCACAUUUCCGUCACUAUUUUCCUGGAUGUCGCCAGCUCACCAUGUAGAAAGAUGAUGUCUCCCAUUUUUAAUCUCACCUACAAAGCUCAGAUCGUUCAGUUGUCUGUCCAGCAGGCACAAACAGCCUUCAGUGAGCACAACAACAGAUCCAUGUGAAUCCCUGAACAAACCCAAACAAACCAAAUCACAGCCUUCAGCAUCACCAAGACGUAACAAGCAGAAAUCUGCCCGUGUGUUUUUUCGAGGAAGAAGUAGCGUUACUUUCUCUUGUUUUGAUGUCACUACUCUAUCAUGUAGACACACUCAACAACAUCUGACCUCUGUUCAGUGGGGAGAAAAUAAUACGCCACAGUCACUGUCGCUGUUGUUAGAACAAAAAAAAAAAAAAAAAAGAGAAACAACAACAAAAUGUAAUGUUGAGUGUCCUGCUGCUUUGUGUGUUCCCACAAACGCUACCUUCAGACUAGAUGUCAGUUUCAGAUGUCCAGUACGUCGCAGCAGAUGUGGAAUGCAGUGUUGUACUGACUUCCUACACUUCCCAGGAUGCCUCUUGGCAACUUUUAUAAACAGGUUGUAGUUUUAAGUCAUAUGAACAUCACUAGGUUUCUGCCCAACUAGUUCAUAAACACUGAGCUGUGUCCAGUACUCACAGCACAACAUGUCCUGGAGAUGCAGUGCAUUCUGGUCUAUUGAGGCUCCUGUUGGGACAUAAUUUAUUGCUCUUAUAUUACAUUAUUUCAGCACAUGUAGUUGCUGUUUACAUUUGAAGAGAUAUUUACAGUAACAGGGGAAAAUACACCAAAGAAAAAUUAUCUUCAGAAAUGCAAUUUACAAAACAAACACCUGAUUUUUAACACAGUUUGAUUCAUUGGAAUUUAAGGCGGAGCCAUGUCGCUUAUGAUAAAAUAUUUAUUUUAUUUUUAUUUAUGACUAAUGCACUUAUGCUGAUGUACACUCUUAGACAAUUAAAAUUAUUGAAAUUAUUUAAAUGGAUUUAAACACAAGAGAGUUGCAAAACUAACAUGAAGUUAACUUCAUCUGCAAAAACAAAACAAAGAAAUAUUCGACACUACUUGUUUUUCCCAUAAUGCCCUGCCUCAGAGUGUGUAUAUCUGCCUCAUCUGACUCAUCUCUAUCUGUCAGUUUUAUUUGUUGAAAUGCCCAGGUGUAUUUUGCUCAUUCUAUUUCUCAGUACCCUGAAGCUGACUACUGGCUCAGCGAUUUCAGUAAAAAAAGAA